Molecule: messenger RNA, 5792 nt
Organism: Malus domestica (apple)
Lineage: Eukaryota; Viridiplantae; Streptophyta; Magnoliopsida; Rosales; Rosaceae
Source: RefSeq, a predicted model, not a curated record
UCUCACUCUUCUUCUUCUUCCCUCCCUUCCCCAAACCAAAAAACUAUAUAUAAAAAAAAAAAUCUUUUAUUCAAACUCGCCAAUCUCUCCAACACAAAAGUCAAAAUUCCACAUUCCCAAUUUCCUUCUAAAUUCCAUUUCCCCAGAGUUUCUGUUCCGUCUGAGCUGUCAUCUCCCUUUACACUACCGAAAAUCACUUUCCCAAAUUGUCUCAUCAAACAAAACAAUCAAAGUUCCAAACUUUCCCAAAUUUUUCUUUGAAUUAAAUCCUUUUCUUUGAUUUGGGGAUGAAUUUAAUUGGGAUUUGAUCAAUUGGGAAAUGGAGAACAGUGGAGAAGCAGCAGAUGAUGAGGGCUCUGGAUGGUUCGAAGUGAAAAAGAAAAACAGAAGUAGCUCAAAGUUCUCUCUACAGAGUUGGGUUGGGGGGUUUUCUGGAAAAAAUGCUUCUAACCAUUCGAGUAGUCGGACCUCUACAAGUGAAAGCAGUGGUUAUUCUCGGGACAAGCGCAGAUCCCAGCCUCCAAAGGCACCGGGAAAUUAUGGUGUAUAUAGCCGGGGAAGUGAUGCGAAUUCUAUUGCUGUCCCAAAUGAAAAGAAACCGGGUGCUCCCUAUCACGAUAUCUGUGUUAUUAAGCAAGAUACUGGAUGUCCUAAGCCACCUCCUUCCUUUGUUACAAAUUCUGAUGAUGGAACUAUAGAUGCUGAGAAAUCCCUGCAAACGAUAACUCUGAAGUAGUUGCUAAAAUCAAGUGGGGGGAUCUCGAGGGCGAUGGUUUGGCACUCCCUUGUGCUAACCUUGUCGGUGCCAAAAUCAAGUUUGGUGCUAUCGGAGAUGAUAAUCUGGUGGUCUCGAGUGAGCAUGGAAAUGGUCAUAAGUUUGUUUCCUCUACAAAUUUACAAAAAAACACAUUGGUUGCAGAAUCUGUGGAUGCUAAGGACCAAUUAUGUGAAGAUAAAUGUAAAGAGGUGAAUAUAAUCUCUUCUGAAAAGACUGAAGAGCCAAUUUUGAAUGAAAAAAGGCUUGAUCUUGAUAACAGUACUUCGAAUUGCAAGGAUAUAGAUACUGAACACGUUGAAGUAGUAGCUGAUGAUGGUUUAAGUGCCAGUCCUUUAGCUGGUGAAGAGGCUGCGACGGUGGAGAAAUGUCAGACACCUGUUGUUCUACCUGAGGUAGGUGACCAUGAAAUUCCUGAAGUAUCAGUGAUAACUGGGGAUUCAAUUGAAGUUCAUGUUUCCGAAGAUAAAGGGUUAAUUCCACCAAAGAGGGAUCAUGGAAUUUCUGAGGUGUCUACUUACACAGCCUCCGAUGAGGACCAUGAGGGUACACAAUGUGGUAUGAUACAUGAUAUGUCAAACUCACAAAAUAUGAGUGCUCUUGGAGAAUGUGACACAGAUGAAAGCAAAGAAAGGUUUAGGCAGCGGCUUUGGUGCUUUCUUUUUGAGAAUCUCAACAGGGCUGUGGAUGAACUUUAUCUUCUUUGCGAACUAGAAUGCGAUGUAGAGCAGAUGAAAGAGGCAAUUCUUGUUCUUGAAGAGGCUGCCUCUGAUUUUCGAGAUCUAAGCACUAGAGUGGAAGACUUUGAGGAAAUAAAAAGGUCGUCAUCCCAGAUAAUUGAUGGUGUGCCCAUUACCUUGAAGAGCGACCACCGUAGGCCGCAUGCUCUCUCAUGGGAGGUUAGAAGAAUGACAACUUCAGCACACAAAGCUGAAAUACUAUCGUCAUCUUGAGGCGUUUAAGAAAAUUCAACAAGAAAGAGCUAGCUUGUGUGCAACUACUGAUGAUAAACUUUUGGGGCCUCAGUACCUAAAUCUCCGAUGUGGUGAUAAGCUGAAUAAGUUAUCUGCCAUAAAUGAUGGGAAAUUUAAUACUAAAGAUUCAAUAAAGAAGUCAGGAAAGCAGAAUGGAGGUUCGGAUCUUGCUGAAGCUGACAUAAAUGGAGGAAAAGGCAAUACUGAGUCAAGCUGUUCGAGCAAACAAACUUGGUACAAAGUGCACGUGCCCCGCAUAAUGCAUCUUCCUCUGUUGUUAAUGCAUCUAGGCUGCCUCCUAGGGAUAGUUCUGCUGCUGGAAAGACUAAGAGUAAACAGUUUGGAUCCGAAGCCGAGAGGCUGCUCCCUAAGAAAGAUAAAUUGUCAACAGAAGGUGGUGUUGAAAAAUUCCCCAGAUUGACGGAUCAAUCCAAAAAGGAAAUUCCUCUAUUUGAGAAAGAUAAAGAAAAGAGGAACUCAGCUCCAUGGAAAUCUAUGGAUGCUUGGAAAGAGAAGAGGAACUGGGAGGACGUACUUUCCUCUCCUUCCCGUGUCUCUUCUCGUGUUUCACGUUCACCUGGAAUGAGGAGGAAAAGUGCUGACCGUGCACGUAUGCUGCAUUAUAAACUAAUGUCUCCUGAGAAGAAGAAGAAAACUGCUCUCGAUCUGAAGAGAGAAGCAGAAGAAAAACAUGCUCGUGCUCUGAGAAUUAAAAGUGAGCUAGAUAAUGAGAGAGCUCAAAAACUUCAUCGUAAUUCAGAAAAGGUGUAUCGAGCUAGUGAAUUUCACGUUGUUCGCAACAUGAAGUUACGUGAAGGAAUAUAUGCUCGUCAUCAACGCAGCGAGUCUCGCCACGAAGCUUUUCUGGCUCAAGUUGUAAAGAGAGCUGGUGAUGAAAGCAGUAAAGUUAAUGAGGUUCGUUUCAUAACUUCCUUAAAUGAAGAAAAUAAAAAACUUAGUUUGCGCCAGAAGCUUCAUGAUUCAGAGUUGAGGAGAGCUGAAAAACUUCAAGUGAUAAGAACUAAACAGAAAGAGGAUAUGGCAAGAGAAGAAGCUGUUUUAGAACGGAGGAAACUCAUCGAAGCUGAAAAGUUGCAGCGUCUUGCUGAGACACAGAAAAGAAAGGAAGAGGCUCUAGUUAGAAGAGAAGAGGAACGCAAAGCAUCAAGUGCAGCCCGUGAAGCAAGGGCCAUGGAACAACUUCGUAGGAAGGAGGAAAGAGCCAAAGCUCAGCAGGAGGAGGCUGAACUUCUGGCCCAGAAAUUGGCUGAGAGACUUAGUGAAAGUGAGCAACGCCGAAAGUUUUACCUGGAGCAGAUACGAGAGAGAGCUUCUAUGGAUUUCAGGGAUCAAUCUUCGCCUUUAUUCCGCCGAACUCUGAACAAGGAGGGUCAGGGAAGAUCUUCAUCGGUCAACAAUGGUGAUGAGUAUCAAGGGACCAACUUCUCAGGCUUAGGAGGUUCUACUAUUGUGGCAAGCAAUGUUACAGCACAGCAUUCAAUGAAGCGGAGAAUCAAAAGAAUUCGGCAAAGACUUAUGGCUCUAAAAUAUGAUUUUCCCGAGCCUCCUGCUGGUGCUGAAAAUGCUGGCAUUGGAUACAGAACGGCUGUGGGAACUGCAAGGGCAAAGAUUGGAAGAUGGCUUCAAGAACUUAAAACACUCCGGCAGGCAAGAAAAGAAGGGGCUGCAAGUAUUGGGUUAAUAAUUGCUGAAAUGAUCAAGUAUUUGGAGGGAAAGGAGCCUGAACUGCAGGCUUCCCGCCAAGCUGGUUUGCUUGAUUUCAUAGCUUCUACUUUACCUGCUUCUCAUACAUCAAAACCUGAAGCCUGCCAAGUGACAAUACACCUUUUAAAGCUUUUGAGGGUAGUGUUAUCAGUGCCUGCAAACAGGAGUUAUUUUCUCAUACAGAAUCUCUUACCUCCUAUCAUCCCGAUGCUGGCAGCAGCCCUCGAGAGCUACAUAAAGAUGGCAGUAUCCUUGAACCUUUCGGCUAAUGUUAAUUCCCUAUCAAGCAAAACCUCAGCUGAAAAUUUUGAAUCGAUGUCUGAGGUUCUGGAUGGUUAUUUAUGGACUGUGACAACAAUCAUCAGUCAUAUAAGUUCAGAUGAACGACAGCUCCAAAUGCGGGAUGGCUUGCUUGAGCUGUUGAUUGCUUACCAAGUUAUUCAACGGCUGCGAGAUCUCUUUGCACUUUAUGAUCGGCCCCAGGUGGAAGGGUCUCCAUUUCCAUCUUCAAUUCUCUUAAGUAUAAAUUUGUUGGUCGUUUUAACAUCCAGAUCUGAAAUCAAUUGCUCUAUUGAUUGGGAAUCUGUGCCUAUUGAAACAAUGGUAGGAAAUGGAUGCGAAGAGGCUAAAUUUGCGGUGGGUGACAGCAUUGAAUUUCUUCCUAUCACUCAGUCCUUGGGAGAUUCUAGACCUCCAUUCUCUUUCGUCAGUGGUGGGAAAGCUGUACAUCUACUAGAUGUACCCGAGGAAAGUCCAUUAAAUGAAUCAUGUCUGAUAAAUAAGUCUGCUGAGUCAGUAUCCUUCAUUAAGGAUAGCGAGAAAGAGCAGUCUAGUAGUUUGGUAGAAGGCAGGAAUGCUAACACAAUCAGCACAGAUGUUCCAGAUGAACCCCAGAAGAUUCCAGUAGUGGAUAUUAUGGAGCCUUUAGCAUCACAAAAGGAUGAGAAACCCUUGGUAGUUAACGGUGCAGAACAAAAGAAUGAAAACAUUGUGAGUGCAGAGCAACCGGUAGUGUUUCUUCUUUCUGCUGUAUCAGAGACUGGGCUUGUCAGCCUCCCUUCUCUGUUGACAUCUGUCCUACUGCAGGCAAACAAUAGAUUGGCUUCUGAACAGACCUCAGAUGCCCUUCCCUCUAAUUUUGAAGACGUGGCAACUGGAGUACUGAAGGUGUUGAAUAAUUUGGCUCUUUUGGAUCUUAAAUUCAUGCAGAGAAUGCUAGCUAGGCCAGACCUGAAAAUGGAAUUUUUCCACUUGAUGAGUUUCCUUAUUUCGCAUUGCACCAGCAAGUGGAAAGCAGCUAAUGAUCAGGUGGGGUUUCUUCUGCUGGAAUCUCUUUUGCUCCUUGGCCACUUUGCCUUGUUCCAUCUCGGAAAUCAGGCUGUCCUUCGUUGGGGAAAGAGUCCUACCAUCAUUCACAAGGUAUGCGAUUUACCGUUUGUAUUCUUCAGUGACCCUGAGUUGAUGCCAAUCUUGGCUGGUACACUGGUUGGUGCCUGUUAUGGGUGUGAGCAGAACAAGGGUGUUGUUCAACAGGAAAUCAGUACGGAUAUGUUACUCUCAUUGUUACGAUCUUGUAGAAAUGUCUUGCCGUCAGUUAAAUCCAAUUCAAACUUGGACAAUUCCCAAGCAGAUAGUGUUCCCCUAAGAUCCGGGCGCAACAAUGCCAAGAGCACCAUAAGCACUAGGCUUUCUUCAGUGAAGGGUGGUGCUUCAGGAAACAGCUUGAGAAUUGGCGGCAAGAUGAAAAGCCAUAGAGAAAGCAAAGCAACAAAGAGUCCCGGAGAGACGGCUGAGAAGGAUAAUCUUCCAGUUUCGGACACUUCCUCCGUGAUGUUGCACUCUAGAUUUCCUAUCAGCUUCAUCGAUAGAGCAGAAGACUUCUUUUCCACCGGGACCCCUGGCGUCGAUGAGGUAUGAGCUCAUGCACCGAAGAGUUAUCCUUACGACAGAUGACAUCUUAGUUGUGUACGUGUGUGUGCAUACUGAAUUUUGUUUCUUUGGCAUUCUGGCGUCAUUUUCGAGUUGGAACAUUCAAUCCGAAAUUUUGAAACAGCUACGGGAUUUACAAAUGUUAGGCAUUGCCAGCAAAGGGUUAAAAACUCUUUGGUGUUGAGCGAGUUAAGCGAAAGAAAUAAGUUACGAAACUUUUUAACUUAUCGAAAACCUGUAUCCUUGUUGGCCAUAUCAGAUUGUUGAAUGGCAACAGAUCACACACACACAUGUUUAGAACACCAAGCAGACUAAAUUGUUUGCCUCUGUGUACAGAAUUGACAGUUUGAACAAUAAAGGAUGCUUCUAUGUUCGGUUUUUUCUUGUUA